AUGCUUCUUCCCUCUUUCACUGAUGCAAGCAAGGAUAAGUCGCCUGAAGAUGUUAUAUCAGCUGUUAAUCAAAGCUUAUCGAAUAUUCCAUUAGCACCAAAGUUUAUGUGGUUAGACACCUAUUUCAUCAGUAAUCCUGAUUCAAAAGCCAAUAUAGACUAUAUAACUCGUUUACGUUCGGCUGCUGAUAAAGUUAACAUUCGAGUUGAUAUUUUGACUUCAAUUGAAGUAUGGAAACAACAUAUGGAAAACACGGAUGUUUUCAAAAAUCAAGGAGUUCUUGACUGGGAUGAUCAAGCUAUCGUUGAAGUUCUUACUGAGAAGUAUGGAGGAUGGAAUGCUGCAUCCGUUUACUCAACCAAACCUCAUUUAGAAACCUGUUCAAUCUAUCAUGCUGAGUAA
This is a messenger RNA of Auanema sp. JU1783, 402 nucleotides long. The record is from the annotation of a GenBank genome assembly. NCBI's taxonomy places the organism in Eukaryota, Metazoa, Nematoda, Chromadorea, Rhabditida, Rhabditidae.